CAAGAAGCAUUGAUAUUGAUGAACAGAUGUUUUGAUAUCGCCGAAGAUGUCCUCUUCCACGCCUAUAAUGCGAUGCUUCUGUGCUUCAGCUGUUCGUUUGGCGGAAGCCAACGUAGCAUCUAUGCAUCAAUGCAAACCGACGCCACCGAGGAGGAUCCCGUUUCCUCGAGCGCUCUGUAUGGCACUGCCUUUACUAUGGUGGUUAUUUAUGUGACGACCAACAUCUACCCAUAAGUCUUCAGCUGCGUCGCACCGCCCUUCGAGCGGGUCUCCUCACAACUUUUCCUUAUUCACGUUCGAUAUGAGAGCGAGCAUUCUAACUGGUGUCAUCAUGCCAGUGUAUGCUUUAGCAUAUGCUGUGGAGUAUGUAACCGCCAUGCCUCCAGUUCCAAGACAAAAUCUUGGAGAUUUCGCAAGUGCACAACAGUAUCUCACCGCUUGCGCGGACUCCUGUACCGAUGACAUCCAGUCCAGAUACCAGAGAGCACGCCUAGAUGUCAAUCCCGAUGACCAAUACUGCAACAACUUCGGAAACACCCCAGGGGAUGGUGCAUGCUACUGUGGCAACUACCUUGAUGACAGUCGUAGUGUAUUGUCUCUCUCAUCCUGCAUAGCGAACACAUGCACCCAAAUCUCGGAAGACGUUGUCGAUGUCACGGGCGAGUUCAUACCUGUGAUGACUGCUCAGCUCAACCUGCUGUGCCCUAACAGCGUCAACCAGUUUUCGCAUACCUUUGAUGUGCAGCCUCCGUCUACAAACAGCUUUAGCGUCACCACCACUACAAUGAGCUCUACUUCGAAAUCCACCUCGAGAUUGAGUUCGAGUUCUGCCAUGCCUAGCCUAUCUAGUUCUUCUACUGCAUCGUCCACGUUCAAAUCUACAUCCACGUUCACGUCUGCAUCCUCGACUGCGACUGGGACACCCACUUCUUCAUCGGACUCGGCACCCAAGGUGCUCGUCCUCAUGGAUUCAGUUUACCUCACUACCACACUCUGUGGUGUGAUCAUGGCUGUUACAGCGUACAUGCUUUAAGCUCCCCGAUAUCAGCGCAGCUCGGUAAUUAAAUUUUGCAUUGUCCUUAGUGGCAAAAACGUUGUGUGGUUUUUGUUUUUACGAAGUGAA
Messenger RNA from Guyanagaster necrorhizus, 1123 nucleotides. RefSeq lists its product as uncharacterized. NCBI's taxonomy places the organism in Eukaryota, Fungi, Basidiomycota, Agaricomycetes, Agaricales, Physalacriaceae. The record is from RefSeq and is a predicted model, not a curated record. The transcript is spliced from 3 exons. Bases 302 to 1033 code for a protein of 243 amino acids.